AUGAAUAUCGGCAAGCGAUUCGACCGCAUGAAGCAAUGGACGGACGAGAGAAUGGGGAAAGAGAUCAAGACUGCUGCGUCCGACGAGUUCAAGGCUCUUGAGCUGGAGAUGCAGUUGAGACAUGAAGGUAUGGAGCGUCUACAGAAGAGUAUGACGACGUACGUCAAGUCUCUGUCCAAAACCAAAGAGGCAGAAGACAAGGAAAAGACGCUGCCCAUUGCCUACCUCGGAUCCACCAUGGCCAGCCACGGAGACGACUUUGAGCCCGACUCGGAGUUUGGACAGUGCCUCUCGACCCUCGGUAGAGCCAAUGAGAGGAUUGCUCGUAUGCAGGAGAGCUACGUCUCGAAUGCCACAAACAGCUGGCUCGAGUCGGUCGAGAGAUCUUUGGCUCAGAUGAAGGAGUACCAGACCGCUCGCAAGCGUCUCGAAACCCGCCGCCUCGCCUACGACACCUCGAUGAACAAACUCCAAAAAGCAAAGAAAGACGACUUCACCCUUGAAGAAUCGGCACGAUCCCAAAAGGCGAAAUACGACGAGUCCAGCGACGACGUACAACGCAGAAUGCUCGACAUCAAGGAAGCCGAAGUCGACAGCAUCAACGACCUCGGCACCUUCUUGGACGCCGAAUUGGCCUACUACGACAGAGCACGGGAAAUCCUCAUGCAGUGCAAGAGAGACUGGCCCAGCCCUUCUGGCAAUGCUGGAGCUGGCUUGCCAGUCCCUGGCGGCCGCAGGGUCCCUCGCUCUCGCUCCAACACCGGCAACUCUGCCUCCUUCCGCCAAAUCGACGAAGACGAGCCUGUCCAUGAUUUCCGCCCUCCAAUCCGCGCAAGAGCACCGUCAGGCACAAACUCCCCCCGUCGCGAACUCCCUGGUUUCGAUCUUCCUGUUAGACCCUCUGGCCGCUUCGAAGGACCCUCCAGUCUCAACUCUCGUGAUGCCUCUCCUAUCUCCAUGCCACGGUUGUCACGCGUACCAACUGAUUCCUCAGUAUCACUGAGACAAGGCAUACGCUCCAACAAACGCAACGACAGCGCCAAUUCAGACGUAUUUGGCGAUCAAGACGAUUAUGCCUUGGAUGGCAACGAUCGCUAUGGCGAUGAACGCUCCGUAUCUCCUGCUUCAUACUCUGCUGCUCCUCCCAGCUUUUCUCGCUCGGCCAGUUGGUCGCAGCAAGAUGGCGGUGCUAAAAAGCUGGCUCCUCCGCCGCCCCCUUCGAGGUAUGGUUUUGACGUGCAAAAAAAAGUGUUGUAUUUGGAUUGA
Messenger RNA from Aureobasidium namibiae CBS 147.97, 1266 nucleotides. RefSeq names its product BAR-domain-containing protein. The record is from RefSeq and is a predicted model, not a curated record. Gene Ontology annotation, molecular function: protein binding. Gene Ontology annotation, cellular component: cytoplasm. Bases 1 to 1266 code for a protein of 421 amino acids. The transcript is spliced from 4 exons. NCBI's taxonomy places the organism in Eukaryota, Fungi, Ascomycota, Dothideomycetes, Dothideales, Saccotheciaceae.